AUGUACAUCAAGCUCUUCAUCACAUUGACUCUUUCAGCUGUUGCUUUGGCUCAAGCUGCGGCGGACCUUCAAACAACAGAACCAGACGCUGUUAACAAGGCGGUAGAAACUACAGAAGAAGUUUCAGUAGAUAUAGACGAAAGUGUUUUUGACCUGGAUGACGAAAGCACAGAGAUCCCACAGUUUGACUAUCCUCACGCCAACGAAACAGAAGUCGUAUCCAAUGAAACGAACGAAACUGUGCCGGAUGUCGACGAAUCCGAGAGUGGUGCUAUGAUGUUGACGAGCGGGUUGCUUUCAGUGUCGGCUGGCGUCGCUGCUGUUGCUGCUUGGUUGUUCUGA
This is a messenger RNA of Williopsis jadinii, 342 nucleotides long. RefSeq lists its product as uncharacterized. Lineage: Eukaryota; Fungi; Ascomycota; Saccharomycetes; Phaffomycetales; Wickerhamomycetaceae. The record is from RefSeq and is a predicted model, not a curated record. Bases 1 to 342 code for a protein of 113 amino acids. The transcript has a single exon.